This is a messenger RNA of Pungitius pungitius (ninespine stickleback), 9689 nucleotides long. RefSeq names its product myosin VIIAa (gene myo7aa). NCBI's taxonomy places the organism in Eukaryota, Metazoa, Chordata, Actinopteri, Perciformes, Gasterosteidae. The transcript has 50 exons. Gene Ontology annotation, cellular component: cytoskeleton; myosin complex. Gene Ontology annotation, molecular function: cytoskeletal motor activity; protein binding; ATP binding. Bases 1021 to 7557 code for a protein of 2178 amino acids. The record is from RefSeq and is a predicted model, not a curated record.
GAAUUCAAGGAGUGAUAAGUGGACUUUUUAUAAUGCGAGAUAGGCAGAGUGGACUGGUUAUACUAGAACAAAAAGUCAAGCCAAUCGCAGCAGUCCAGGCUUUUUAUUAGGUUAGACAAAAUAAAUAUUUUGAUUGUACAAUUUAAUAAGACAGCGCUCUAAAACUAAGAAUAUAGUCCAAGAGAAGAACAGAGUCAAGAAGAAAAAAAAAUAGUACAAGACCGAAAAAGAAAGAACAGAAAAAAGGGAAUAAAAACAACCACAGCAUGUAAUAUCACAUUCAUACAGCAUCAGGCAUGAGUACAUUCCGACUGUUUCAUCAGGUCGAGUCAGUAUUCAUACAAGUGUUUUUUAAGUCCACCCAGUCUAAGACUGGUUCACAAAGAUGUAGUUAAAUGAAAGAAUAAUAACAAUAUAAAGUGAUAUAAAGACUUUAAUGUUUGUACUAAAGUAAGUGUACUUUCCACAACUGCAGUGAGUGUGCCAGUGUGUGUAAUUACAACCCCCCCUACAGUCUUCAUCACCCCCCACUGACUCUCUCUGUGAGGGAUCAGUGGCAGUGAAUUAGCUGCUUGCUGUACCAACAAGAAAGGGGGGGGUGUGAGGAGGAGGUAGUCAUUUACCGCCACCCCUCUAGACCUUCACACAAACGAGAGAGGGGAGAGAAGGAGGAAAGAGCAGAAGAAGAGAAUGAGAAGUAAGGAGUGAAAUCAAUAGGCAAAGAUCUUUAAGUUGGAGAGAGAGAGAGUCAUACAGGUAAGAGAAAAAAAGAAAAGGAAGAUUGAAAAGGAUAAAGGGUUGGGGUUAGCUUGGUUUGAAAUAGAGAUGAUGAUGUGCCUCUCUUACAGCUCCUGGGUUGACCGUGUGGUUCUCUACGCCAUCCCUCCUUCCAGAGGUGAACAUCUUUGACCAAAAGUGGAACACGAGGAGGACAGAAGAAGGGAAGUGCAAGUUGAGAUCACACUGAAGGUGUCCACAGGUGACUGCUGAUGUCCUGUCAUAAGGACACACACGGGAACCAUGGUCAUUCUACAGCAGGGCGACUUUGUCUGGUUGGACUUGAAGACUGGACGAGAAUUUGAGGUGGCAGUCGGCGCGGUGGUCAAACUCUGUGACUCGGGACAGAUCCAGGUGCUGGAUGACGAAGGAAAUGAGCACUGGAUUUCCCCCCAGAAUGCAACCAACAUCAAGCCAAUGCAUCCCACCUCCAUCCACGGUGUGGAGGACAUGAUCCGCCUGGGAGAUCUUAACGAAGCCGGUAUCCUACGCAACCUGCUCAUCAGAUACAGAGAGAAGCUCAUAUAUACGUACACCGGCUCCAUCCUGGUGGCCGUCAACCCGUACCAGCUGCUGCCCAUCUACACGGCCGACCAGAUCCGCCUCUACACUAAUAAAAAGAUUGGAGAAAUGCCGCCCCACAUCUUCGCCAUCGCUGACAACUGUUACUUCAACAUGCAGAGGAACAACCGCGACCAGUGCUGCAUCAUCAGUGGGGAAUCUGGAGCCGGUAAGACAGAAAGCACCAAACUGAUCCUGCAGUUCUUGGCAGCCAUCAGCGGUCAACACUCCUGGAUAGAACAGCAGGUCUUGGAGGCCAACCCUAUACUAGAAGCCUUUGGCAACGCUAAAACCAUCCGCAACGACAACUCGUCUCGUUUUGGGAAAUACAUUGACAUCCAUUUCAACAAGAGAGGAGCCAUAGAGGGAGCCAAGAUAGAGCAAUACUUGCUGGAGAAAUCCAGAGUCUGUCGACAGGCCCUUGAUGAGAGGAACUACCACGUCUUCUACUGCAUGCUAAAGGGCAUGACUGCAGAGGAGAAAAAGAAACUGGGUCUGAGCAAGGCCACUGACUACAACUACCUGACCAUAGGUAACUGUACAGUGUGUGACGGCCGAGACGACAUGAAAGAGUACUCCAACAUCCGCUCAGCUAUGAAGGUCCUGAUGUUCACAGACAAAGAGAACUGGGAGAUUUCCAAACUACUAGCUGCUAUAUUACACAUGGGAAACCUCCGAUAUGAAGCUCGCACCUACGACAACCUGGAUGCCUGUGAGGUCAUCCGCAGCUCUCACCUCACCACUGCUGCUAUGCUGCUGGAGGUAGAUGGCAAGGACCUAAUGAACUGUCUGACCAGCCGAACUCUGAUCACCAGAGGAGAGACCGUCUCUACCCCUUUAAGCAUAGAACAAGCUCUGGAUGUACGGGAUGCUUUUGUUAAGGGAAUAUACGGACGCUUGUUUGUGUGGAUUGUGGAGAAGAUCAACGCAGCCAUCUAUAAGCCAACGUCCUCACAGCCCAAAGCUCUAAGACGCUCCAUCGGACUGCUGGACAUCUUCGGCUUUGAGAACUUCACUGUGAAUAGCUUUGAGCAGCUGUGCAUAAACUUUGCCAACGAGAACCUGCAACAAUUCUUUGUCCGGCACGUCUUCAAACUGGAGCAGGAGGAGUACAACCUGGAGAACAUCAACUGGCAGCACAUCGAGUUCACCGACAACCAGGACGCCUUGGACAUGAUCGCCAUCAAACCCAUGAACAUCAUCUCGCUCAUCGAUGAGGAGAGCCGGUUCCCCAAGGGCACAGACACCACCAUGCUAAACAAGCUGAACUUUCAACACAAGCUCAAUACGUACUACAUUCCUCCAAAGAACAACCACGAGACCCAGUUUGGUAUCCAACACUUUGCUGGAGUGGUUUACUACGAAACAAAAGGCUUCCUGGAGAAGAACAGAGACACUUUAUACGGUGACAUCAUCCAGCUGGUUCACUCUUCGAAGAACAAGUUCAUUAAACAGAUCUUCCAGGCCGAUGUCGCGAUGGGGGCAGAGACCAGGAAGCGUUCGCCCACCCUGAGCAGUCAGUUUAAGAGAUCUCUGGAGCUGCUAAUGAGAACUCUGAGCGUCUGUCAGCCCUUUUUUGUUCGCUGCAUCAAACCAAAUGAGAACAAGAAACCCAUGUUGUUUGACAGGGAGCUGUGUGUGCGGCAGCUGAGGUACUCUGGUAUGAUGGAGACCAUUCGCAUCCGCCGCGCGGGAUACCCCAUCCGCUACACCUUUGUGGAGUUUGUUGACCGCUACCGGGUGCUCAUGCCUGGAGUCAAACCUGCUUACAAACAGGAGGACCUGCGGGGAACCUGCCAGAGGAUCGCAGAGGCCGUGCUGGGCAGAGAUGAUGAUUGGAAGAUGGGAAAGACCAAGAUCUUCCUCAAGGAUCACCAUGACAUGCUCCUGGAGAUCGAGAGAGACAAGGCCAUCACAGACAAGGUCAUCAUCAUCCAGAAGGUGGUUCGAGGUUUCAAGGACAGAUCCAACUUUCUGAAGAUGAGGAAGUCGGCUGUGUUCAUCCAGAAGACGUGGAGAGGGUACCACUGUCGGAAGAACUACGGAGCUAUGCGAGCGGGCUUCUCUCGCCUCCAGGCUUUGGUUCGUUCCAGGAAGCUAUGCGCGUCGUACAACGUAGCCCGUCAGCGAAUCACUGGCUUCCAGGGCCGCUGUCGGGGGUUCUUGGUGCGCCGGGCGUUCAGACACCGGCUGUGGGCCGUCAUCACCGUCCAGGCCUACACCAGAGGCAUGAUCGCCCGACGGCUGUACAAAAGGCUGAAGGGAGAGUAUCGCAGGAGGCUAGAGGCGGAGAAGAUGCGUCUGGCUGAAGAAACCAAACUGAGGAAUCAGAUGUCUGCAAAGCGGGCGAAGGCCGAGGCAGAGCGCAAACACCAGGAGCGUCUGGCCCAGCUGGCCAAAGAAGACGCCGAGCGGGAGAAGAAGGAGAAGGAGGAGGUGCGGAGAAAGAAGGAGAUGGUGGAGCAGACGGAGAAGGCCCGCUUGGAGCCCGUCAACGACUCCGACAUGGUGGACAAAAUGUUUGGCUUCCUCGGUACGACGGCCUCUUUCCCGGGUCAGGAGGGGCAGGCCCCCACCGGCUUUGAGGACCUGGAGCAGUCCCACCGGGAGCUGCAAGAGGAGGAUCUGGACGAGGCUCUUCCUCUGCCCGAGGACGACGAAGAGGAAGAUCUCUCGGAGUACAAGUUUGCCAAGUACGCUGCCACCUACUUCCAGGGCACCACAACACACACCUACGUCCGACGGCCCCUCAAACAGCCUCUGCUGUUCCACGACGACGAGGGGGACCAGCUGGCUGCCCUAGCGGUGUGGAUCACAGUGCUGAGGUUCAUGGGAGAUCUGCCGGAGCCCAAGUACCACACGGCUAUCAGCGACGGGAGCGAGAAGAUUCCUGUCAUGACAAAAAUCUACGAAACGCUGGGGAAGAAGACGUACAAGAGGGAGCUGCAGGCGCUGCAGGGGGAGGGGGAGACGCCUCCCGCUGACAACCACAAGAAGAACAGCGUCAGACACAAGCUGGUGUCCCUCACGCUGAAAAAGAAAUCCAAGAUCACUGAAGAGGUCACCAAGCGUCUUAAUGACGGCGAACAUGGUCUCCAUGGUAACAGCAUGCUGGAGGACCGGCCAACAUCCAAUCUGGAGAAACUUCACUUCAUCAUCGGCAAUGGGAUCUUGAGACCAGGAUUAAGGGAUGAGAUCUACUGUCAGAUCUGCAAGCAGCUGAGUCAGAACCCGUCCAAGAGUUCUCACGCUCGCGGCUGGAUCCUCAUCUCAUUGUGUGUCGGCUGCUUCGCCCCUUCAGACAAGUUUGUCAAGUAUCUGAGGAACUUCAUCAACAGCGGGCCGCCGGGUUACGCUCCGUACUGUGAGGAGAGACUGAGACGCACGUUUGUUAACGGGACGAGAACACAACCUCCAUCCUGGCUAGAGCUGCAGGCUACCAAGUCAAAGAAGCCCAUCAUGCUGCCGGUCACAUUCAUGGACGGUACCACCAAAACACUGCUGACGGACUCUGCCACCACAGCCAAGGAGCUCUGCAACGCUCUGUCCGACAAAAUCAACCUGCGGGACCGCUUCGGAUUCUCACUCUACAUCGCACUGUUCGACAAGGUCUCGUCUUUGGGCAGUGGGAACGACCACGUGAUGGACGCCGUGUCCCAGUGCGAGCAGUAUGCCAAGGAGCAGGGAGCCCAGGAGAGGAACGCCCCCUGGAGGCUGUUCUUCAGGAAGGAGAUCUUCACGCCAUGGCACUCCCCCACCGAGGACCAGGUCGCCACCAGCCUCAUCUACCAACAGACCGUCAGGGGCGUCAAGUUCGGGGAGUACCGCUGCGACAGGGACGACUUGGCAGAACUGGCCUCUCAGCAGUAUUACGUGGACUACGGUUCUGAGAUCCUUCUGGAGCGCCUGCUGAGCCUCAUUCCCUCCUACAUCCCAGACAGAGAGAUCAGCAGCUCCAGGACGGUGGAGAAAUGGUCUCAUUUCAUCAUGGCUGCACACAAAAAGGGCAUCUACACCCAGAAGAGAUUUGACCCUCAGAAGGUGAAGGAGGAAGUGGUGGACUUCGCUCGACACAAGUGGCCUCUGCUUUUCUCUCGUUUCUACGAAGCCUUCAAGUUCUCAGGUCCCAGUCUGCCUAAAAACGACCUGAUCGUUGCCGUCAACUGGACCGGGGUUUACUUUGUGGACGAGCAGGAGCAGGUCCUCCUUGAGCUCUCCUUCCCAGAAAUCACUGCAGUUUCCAGCAGCAGAGGAGGAAAGUUACAGAGUCAGAGUUUCACUUUGGCGACCAUCAAAGGAGACGAGUACACCUUCACCUCCAACAACGCGGAGGACAUCCGCGACCUGGUGGUGACCUUCCUGGAAGGCCUGAGGAAGAGGUCCAAGUUUGUGGUUGCGCUGCAGGACAACCCCAACCCCACUGGGGAGGAGUCGACGUUCCUGAGCUUCAUGAAGGGAGACCUGAUCCUGUUGGACCAGGACACCGGCGAGCAUGUGCUCAACUCUGGCUGGGCGCACGGUAUCAACGAACGGACCAAUCAGAGGGGAGAUUUCCCUGCUGACUGCGUCUAUGUCCUGCCCUCAGUGACACGACCUCAGCAAGAAAUACUGGCGCUGGUUACCAUGACGCCUGACCAGCGGCAGGAGUCGGUUCGUGUUUCGCAACUCGUUCCGCCGGAGAGUGACGACAGGAUGAAACCCUACACGCUGGAGGAGUUCUCCUAUGACUACUUCAGGCCUCCUCCCAAACACACCCUGAGCAGAGUGAUGGUCACUAAGAAUCGGGGGAAGGACAAGAUGUGGAGCUGCACCAGAGAGCCGCUGAAGCAGCCGCUGCUUAAGAAGGUCGUCAACCACGAGGAGCUGGCCCAGGACGCCUGCAUGUCCUUUAUAGCUAUGAUGAAGUACAUGGGCGACUACCCGUCCAAGCGGACGCGCUCCGUCAACGAGUUGACAGACCAGAUCUUUGAGGGAGCACUGAAGGCGGAGCCUCUGAAAGACGAGAUCUACUGUCAGAUCAUCAAGCAGCUCACUGACAACCACGUCAAGUACAGCGAGGAGAAAGGCUGGGAGCUGCUGUGGUUGUGUAGCGGUCUGUUUCCUCCCAGUAACGUGCUUCUGCCACACAUCCAGCGCUUCCUCCAGUCCAAGAAACACCACCCCCUCUGUGCAGACUGCAUGCAGAGGCUGCACAAGGCUCUGCGUAACGGAUCCAGGAAGUACCCCCCUCAUCUGGUGGAAGUGGAAGCAAUCCAACACAAGACAACGCAGAUCUUCCACAAAGUAUAUUUCCCCGACGAUACAGACGAGGCGUUUGAGGUGGAGUCCGGCACCAAAGCAAAGGAUUUCUGCCAGAACAUCUCAACCAGACUGCUGCUCAAAUCACCUGAAGGCUUCAGCCUCUUUGUUAAGAUCUCAGACAAGGUGAUCAGUGUGCCAGAGGGAGAUUUCUUCUUUGACUUUGUCAGACAUUUGACCGACUGGAUUAAGAAAUCUCGGCCUGCUAAAGACGGAAUCGUUCCCUCUCUGACCUAUCAGGUGUUCUUCAUGAAAAAGUUGUGGACUAACACAGUUCCAGGGAAGGACUCCUUCGCCGAUUCUAUCUUUCACUACUACCAGGAGCUGCCUAAGUACUUGCGUGGCUACCAUAAGUGUUCACGGGAAGAGGUUUUCCAACUCGCAGCGCUCAUCUACCGCGUCAAGUUUGAGGAUGACAAAUCCCACUUUCCUACAAUUCCCAAGAUGCUUCGGGAGCUGGUUCCCCAGGAUCUCAUUCGUCAGAUGUCACCAGAUGACUGGAAAAGGUCGGUGGUUGCAUACUUCAACAAGCAGGCCGGUAAAACAAGAGAAGAAGCCAAACUGAUGUUCCUAAAGACCAUCUACAAAUGGCCAACCUUUGGCUCCGCCUUUUUCGAGGUCAAGCAAACCACGGAGCCCAAUUUUCCGGAGAUCCUGCUGAUCGCCAUCAACAAGCAUGGAGUCAGUCUCAUUGACCCGAAGACUAAGGACAUCCUCACCACUCACCCCUUUACCAAGAUCUCCAACUGGAGCAGUGGGAACACCUACUUCCACAUCACCAUUGGCAACCUGGUCAGAGGAAGCAAGCUGCUGUGUGAGACCUCACUGGGCUACAAGAUGGAUGACCUACUGACCUCAUACAUCAGCCAGAUGCUGACCACCAUGAACAAGCAGCGCUCCGGUCCGCGCCACAGCAAGUGAACUUCUCACUGGCAGGAGGCCGCUGAGCUUGUUCGGCUCCUGCGCCCUAUUGGCCAGCACUGCAGCUGGGGGCGGACCUUUGCAGACCAGUUAUGGACGAUGAGCCGCAGUCCUUCUGGUAGCUCAGAUGGGUCAAAUCUGACCAGGGAGAGUUCCGCUGCCAGCAGCAACGACCCCGGCGAAGGCCCCAGCAACUAUCACCACGACAACCACGGCGAAGGUGAGGAUGAGCUGUCCAGUGAGGACGACUACCUCUAGACCCGCAACGCCUCUCCCAAAAGGCCGGCUCUCCUUGAUUGGUUCAGGAUUCAACUACAGGGGAGACUGGUGGACUACAUUGACUCAUAAUGAACAUGUGUUGGGUCCUUUUUAUGCCUUUUAUAUUUCAUGAAAUUACUAGAAAUAUUAAUAUACACUAAAACGCUGGAAAGUACUGAUAAUAAAAUGAAAAUGUAAUAAUAGUAUCAAUAAUUGUAGGCCUUAUUGCCAUCGCUGUUUUUCUAUAUACAGGUCUAUAUUUGACCUGUAUGAUUGUGAAAAGGGAGUUAGAAUCAUCUUUAAAAAUCUAAAAAAAUGUGUAGUUUAUUAAAGUAGAGCACAGUUUACCUUCAUUGAGGUACAGCUCAGCCUGGAGAAGACAUGUACACAUUUGAUUUCAGUAACAACACCGUCCUUCCUCAGGCUCACCAGCGAUAAGGAUCUAAAAGAGGGACAAAUGUCAUCCAUCUUUUAGUUAGCUUUAGUAAAUCAGUUCUCUCUACACCUGGCUCGAUCACUGUGGUGACUUAAAGUCAUGGACUGUAUUUAAGUGUAAUGUGUUUGUUUGUUUGUUUGUUUUUAAACCCCAUUCAUGAUUUAUCCUCAAGCAUCAAAUGUUGGUGAUUAUUAGCAGUCAGUUUCUGUUUAGUUUUACAUUUGAUGGCGUAAGUGUUUCCAUAUUUGUGUUGAGACUGCAUUAUGUAGCAUUGCUGUGGCUUGUUGCUGCUGAUUUAAUGGGACUUUUGUAACAUUCUUGCUGUUGUACAAAAAACUCUUGACUUUUACUUGCUUUCUUAAAAAUGUUGUCACAUAAGAGCUGCCGACACAAAUAGUCCAUCCCUUGAUGAUACGCCCAAAAAGCAGUUAGUAAAAUGACCUUGGCGAAGUCUGAUUUAUCAUCUACUCUCACACUCCUGUAGUUUUUAGCGUUACCACAAAUAAAAUGUAGAUAACUAAAUCCGUAAGUUUCCAACAACUAUAUACACAAUAAUAACAAUAAUACCAUCAAGAGAAUCAAAGACCUCCACAGCAAGGCCCAUCUGGCUCACCACUUUGGAGGCACCAGGCGGGUACAAAAGACCCUUCAAAAGGCGUUUUGUCUGAAAGGAAAUGUUACUAUAGUCAAGAGCAUCACACAUGUACUCGUUCUUCUUUAUAAAGGCCCUCCAUGUGCUAAAUAUGUUUUUACGUUCAGGAUCAUUGAUUGAUCCAUACAUGACUAUUGUAUCAUCAAAGUCCUUCAGCAGAUGAAAUGUUUAUUAUUUGAAAGAGUUCUCAAUAAAAGUGGUGACAUGUAACCUAAAUAGUAAUAAAUAUUCUGUAUGAUACAUCAUUUGUAUACAACACUUCAAAAUACAAACAUUGUGUCAAUAUUUAAUUAGAACUUAGCUCGUUUUUGAAAAUAGACAAAUAAUUUUGUUGAAUCAUGAUAAAAGUCCAAUCUGAACCACAAAGGUCUCUCAUUUUUAUAUAAUGCUUUCCCUGUGUUGGUGACAUGUCAGCGUGAAGUCUACCGUCUUCUCCUUGUAUGAUUAACAAAUACAUUGGUAUUUUAACAGUGCCAACCAUUUAUUUUCAUGUGGUCAGUUUGUGGUUUUUCUUUGACUAACAGACUGUUGUGUAUUGUCUUUGUAACCAGAUCGUCUUGAUUCCCUGUAGUGUUCUUCAGUUCUUUGCAACGUCUGCUCUUUACAUAAAGCAUUGAAUGCAUUUGUUUUGACUUGAUUGGUUUAUAAAUUAAUAGUUAAUAUUGUUCACAAUGUAUUUAACACUGCUGGGGCACUGAUCCAGUGGUUUUCACAUUAUUUAUACUUUUACUGCCACUAGUAUCCAGUUCACCAAGAUAGUGCAACAUGUUAAACAAAAAUGAUUGA